AAUUAAGUACUUGAACUAGCGAAUUGACUGCGACGCAUUUACUGCGGCAAGCUCUUUAGUCUUUUGGCAGCGGGCAGGCGGAAGGUUCAGAAAAACCAAAUCCAAAUCAAAUCGGCGGACAGACAGAUAUAGACCGGCGAUGAGUACUGAUAAGAACGAUGAUAUCUUGCGGCCACUUAGCGAUAGCGAAGUGGACGAAAUGCUCGAUCUAUACAAAGUUAAGUUCGGGGUUAAGAACUUCCACUACCUAUUGCUCUACAACCAGCGAAAGUGGGACCGCCAGCUGAGUGAGGCUCAGAUACCGCGCGAUGAUCUGAACCACAUAUCUCUGAGGAAGCAGUUCUACACCCAUCGAAGGGGAAACUUCCGGAAGUGGGGCACCUAUGUGAGCCUUCAUCGGGACAUCGUGCAGAGCGUCUCCUUUUUCAGCUGGCAGCCAGAUGGAGGUGCGGAGCUGUGGGAAUGCCUGGAGCAAACGCAGCUCAUCGAGUGGACACAGGGAGCCCUGCUGACCAACGUUGAUCUGGGAUUUUGUGAUCGGGUCAAAGAGUUGGCCGUCCGCCGCGGAGUCACCUCCAUUCAACCUCGCCAGUGCUCCGGGAUGGUUUUGUCGCACGAGGAUGCCUUAUGUGCAGAAGUUCCAGAGCUGCUCUCCGAGUUCGACAUCCGGCGAUUGAGGGACGAGGAUGUAGCCAUGGUGCACGAUUCCUGGCCUAACAAGGGUGAAGGCUCACUCACUUAUCUCCGGGCGCUCGUCCGAUUCAACAAAUCCUUGGGCAUCUGUCGAAGCGACACUGGGGAACUGAUUGCCUGGAUCUUCCAGAACGACUUUUCCGGACUGGGCAUGCUGCAAGUGCUGCCCAAGGCGGAGCGUAGAGGACUAGGUGGCCUCCUGGCCGCUGCGAUGACCCGAAGAAUUGCUCGGGGCGAGGUGAUCACCCUAACGGCCUGGAUUGUCGCUACUAACUGGCGGUCGGAGGCGCUGCUCAAGCGGAUCGGGUACCGGAAGGAGCUGGUCAAUGAGUGGAUUAAGUUGGUACCGAAUUUUUCAUAGACGCACCAGUCGGUAAAGAACUGGUGAUUGUGCUGGAUUCCGUUGGAUAGUUUGACAACUGACCUCACCUAUGGUCAAGAAGAAGACAAGCCGAUUUGCAUUUGCUUUGCCUAUGUACAUGGUCAACAAUUUUAUUUUGGCAUUUAACAUGCGCACACGCUUUCUGAAUACACUUUACGGCUUAAUCAAAUUCAAAAACAAAUUCGAAACUAGCGGGCGGGAGGGGAUAUGGAAAUCGGGGUCUCGAACUACUUAUUUACACACUCGGCUCGCAUCCAAAACAAUAUCAAAAAUACAUUUCAUUUACAGCAUUGCUUUGCAUUCUAGGUAUAUAUACAUAUAUUACGCACUUUUGACUCAAUCGGCCCAACUGCCAAAUUUUACAUUUUCCAGUUAAUUACCUAAAGUAUGACAUGCACAUAUGUGUAGCUCAUACAUACGCAUUUUAUACACCUUGCGUAAGAGUGUGUCGUUUUCUCUCAACGAGAUUUAAAUUGAAAUUCUGCGGAACAUUAAGAGCGAUAAUAUCUUAGAAUUAAGACACUCCUUUAGUUUUUCUACUUUAACUACUAUUCAUUAGCCGUAUUGAUUAAGCACCUUUUACGUCUUAUUUUCAUUUUUCUAUUCAAUCAUAUAAAAAAAGCAAGCUUAAAUGUUUCAAAAGUCGGUUGUGACCUUGUUUUGUGGUAUAUAAAGUUACUUGUUUGGAAACAACAAAUUUUUUUUUAUUCGAUUGAAAAUGAAAAUGUUACUUCUUCAUUUAAAUUAUUAAAUUUAGAGUUGCGCCUCUUUA
This is a messenger RNA of Drosophila simulans, 1847 nucleotides long. RefSeq lists its product as uncharacterized. The transcript has 2 exons. The record is from RefSeq and is a predicted model, not a curated record. Lineage: Eukaryota; Metazoa; Arthropoda; Insecta; Diptera; Drosophilidae. Gene Ontology annotation, molecular function: acyltransferase activity, transferring groups other than amino-acyl groups. The coding region runs from base 140 to 1054 and encodes 304 amino acids.